Adelges cooleyi (spruce gall adelgid) is the source of this 1263-nucleotide messenger RNA. RefSeq names its product CDC42 small effector protein homolog (gene Spec2). Gene Ontology annotation, cellular component: plasma membrane. Gene Ontology annotation, molecular function: small GTPase binding. Lineage: Eukaryota; Metazoa; Arthropoda; Insecta; Hemiptera; Adelgidae. Gene Ontology annotation, biological process: regulation of Rho protein signal transduction. Bases 411 to 677 code for a protein of 88 amino acids. The transcript has 4 exons. The record is from RefSeq and is a predicted model, not a curated record.
CCAUCGUGUGUGUGCGUUCGAUCCGUUGUUUGUGUUGUUUAACGUUGUUGACUGUUGUCUGUUGACGUUGUAGUCUCGUAGUGAGUAGUCGUAGCCCGCGGACGGUGCCCAGACGGUGUUAAGCCGGUGUUAGUGUUGUUGUUGUUGUUGUCGUUGUUCCCGUUUUUGUCAUCGUCUUCCUUUUUUUUUUUUACUACCGCUUUCUUGGAUGAAAAGGAAAUCGGUUUCCCAUUUCCAGACUUGUUCCCGAAUUAUGUAAAAGGAAACAAAACGGACACGGAUCAAACGGAAGUAGUUCCCGCUGUUGUCUGAGACAAGAGAUUCCACGUUAUUCUUUCAAACUGCUUCCUAGUCGCUGUCACAAGUCACAAGAACCAACAAAGGAAAUCAGAACCAAAAGCAAACACAUCAUGUCGGCGGGCUACAGGUCGGGAAAUAUGCCUGGUGAAGUUCUGUUCCAGUGGUUUUCUUGCUGUGUCAACCAACGUACCCAACAGGGAAAGAGUCACGUGAGACGAGUGCGGAUCGAUCGAUCCAUGAUCGGAGCACCCACGAACUUCCGGCAUACAGGACACAUAGGAUCGUCCGACGUGGAAAUGGGAUCAUCCAGAUUGAACGCCAUUCACGGACAAAUGCAGUCCAAAGGCGGUUACGAAGCUGUUAUCGAAGCUAAUUGAACUCUCUUAUUCUCUCCCUCUCAUUACUUUUCUGGAGAUCCAUAACUGCUGUGAUCGAAAAAACUACUCGUGUACUCAAGUGCGAAUUUGGUCUGUUAUUUAAAAAAAAAAUUUUUGUACUACAGACAACUAUAUGCAUAACGUUCGACAGUUAGUUGUUAGUUUUAUAUAAAUAUUAUUAUUAUUAUUAAUUUGUCAACUAUUAUUAUUAUUACACUAUUUUUUUUUUUUUUUUACUUUAUUUUUAAAUUUUAUUUAAUUCGUUGAGUGGUUUGUCGAUUGUAAAAUGUAUAUGAUGAACUAUCUUGACAAAUGCCUUAUGUGCCAACUAGUCCGGUUUUAUAUAUAUAAUUAUAAUUACUAAUAUUGUAUGUUUUUUAUAUAUAUAUAUUUAUAUAUAUAAACAUAAGUUUUAAUAAUUCAUUUUUAUGUUGUAUGUGUUUUUUCUUAUUGCGUUAGCACAUUUGUGUGUAACUUUUGAAAUAUUACUCUAAUCUUGUCAGCGAUAUACGAAUCAAAAUAAAUAUAUUUGUAUAGCUUAUUAAAUCUCUUCAUGGUUGUAAUUACCUAAAAAGAAAAAUUAUAA